Octodon degus (degu) is the source of this 582-nucleotide messenger RNA. Its product is annotated as 40S ribosomal protein SA-like. Gene Ontology annotation, molecular function: structural constituent of ribosome. The coding region runs from base 28 to 582 and encodes 184 amino acids. Gene Ontology annotation, biological process: cytoplasmic translation; ribosomal small subunit assembly. The record is from RefSeq and is a predicted model, not a curated record. NCBI's taxonomy places the organism in Eukaryota, Metazoa, Chordata, Mammalia, Rodentia, Octodontidae. Gene Ontology annotation, cellular component: cytosolic small ribosomal subunit; 90S preribosome; ribosome. The transcript has a single exon.
GUGUCCGGAGCCCUUGAUGUCCUGCAAAUGAAGGAGGACGUCCUCAAGUUCCUUGAGGCAGGAACCCACUUGGGUGGCACCAACCGGGAUUUCCAGAUGGUGCAGUAUAUCUAUAAAAGGAAAAGUGAUGGGAUCUACAUCAUAAAUCUAAAGCAGACUAGAGACAAGCUUCUCCUGGCAGCUCGAGCCAUAGCGGCCAUUGAAAACCCUGCUGAUGUCAGCGUCAUAUCUUCCAGGAGCACCGGCCAGCGGGCUGUGCUGAAGUUUGCUGCUGCCACUGGAGCUACUCCUAUCACUGGCCGCUUCACUCCUGGAACCUUCACUAACCAGAUCCAGGCAGCCUUCCGAGAGCCACGUCUUCUGGUGGUUACUGACCCCAGGGCUGACCACCAGCCCCUAACGGAGGCAUCUUACGUCAAUCUGCCAACCAUUGCUCUGUGCAACACAGAUUCCCCUCUGCGCUAUGUGGACAUUGCCAUCCCGUGCAGCAAUAAGGGAGCUCACUCUGUGGGUCUGAUGUGGUGGAUGCUGGCCCGGGAAGUGCUGCGCAUGCGUGGCACCAUCUCCCGUGAACACUUGUGA